GUAUCAAGGAAGAAAAUUCAAUUCAAUGUGGGUGGGUAUGCAGAAGAAACUGGGCGGCCGCCCGCCCAACAUAGAACAGAAACAGUCGUAUACGCGCGUACAAUUCCUUGCAAUGAUCGAAUGAAUGUAGAGUAUAUAUAUUGGACCAACAGGCCGGCACCAAGCAAAAUCAAUCAGCUAGCUACUAGAAAUUAAGCAUUAUGUAUACGUUCAGUACGAGAAAGCAGCUGCCUUUCUCCUCUUUUCUUCUUGCUGCUUCUCUGCUCAUGAUGAUCUUUGUAUUCAUUUGCCAGCUUGAUGCAACACAGGCACAAGAAGUUGAGGAUGAAAGGGAGUUCGAUUACGACGAGAAGAGCGAAAAGGGCCCGGGGAGAUGGGGAGAGCUGAAGAAAGAAUGGGCUGCUUGCGGGGAUGGAAAGAUGCAGUCUCCCCUCGCCCUCUCCGCUCCGAUCAUUGAACGCCACGGCAGCGCUCGCAGGCCGGACGUCAAGAUCACUAGGAACUCUUACAUACCAGCGAAUGCUACUCUUCACAACCGAGGCCAUGACAUUUCCAUUGAGUGGGUGGGUGAUCCCGGGUCCAUUCCUAUCAAUGGCAAACACUUCUCCCUCAAAGCGGUUCAUUGGCACUCUCCUUCGGAGCACACUCUUCAUGGUACCAGGUAUGAUCUAGAGCUACAUGCAUUGCACAUGAAUACGGACCAAACGAGUGGAAAGAACACAACAGCUGUGUUUUCGAUUCUCUACCGCAUUGGUCAUAAACCCAACCGGUUUCUCUCCCGGCUGACGAAGAAAAUAGCAUCUAUGAUGGAUCUCGAAGGUGAAGUGAGAAAUGCAGGGUUUGUUGAUCCAAAUGAAAUCAAAUUCAUAAGCAAUGAUUAUUACAGAUACACGGGUUCUCUCACUACCCCGCCUUGCACCGAAGGCGUCAUUUGGACAGUCAAUAAAAAGAUAUACUCCGUUUCCAGGAAGCAAGUAAAGCUGCUUCGAGCAGCAGUUCAUGACUCAGCAGAAAGAAAUGCAAGACCUCUACAACCGCGCAACAAUAGAGAUAUAUAUCUCCGACUGUCGUCUUGAGUGAUCAAAUGAUCAUAGAUGAUUAUCAUUCAAGAGAAAGUUAUAAAUUUUGUCUCAUACCUUAUGCACAUGACAUACUCUUUUUUAGUCAUGUAACUUUAUAAGUACUUUUUUAUUUUGAUUUAUCAUGUAACUAAUAAAUUCAACUAUAUUAAAGACUUUUUCA
Messenger RNA from Cuscuta europaea, 1242 nucleotides. Lineage: Eukaryota; Viridiplantae; Streptophyta; Magnoliopsida; Solanales; Convolvulaceae. The record is from the annotation of a GenBank genome assembly.